Messenger RNA from Acaulospora morrowiae, 881 nucleotides. The record is from the annotation of a GenBank genome assembly. Lineage: Eukaryota; Fungi; Glomeromycota; Glomeromycetes; Diversisporales; Acaulosporaceae.
AUGAGAUUAUUGAAGCGUGCAAGAAGUCUAAUGCACACGAAUUUAUCAAUGAUUUACCAAAUAAAUAUGAUACAAAGGUUGGUGAGAAGGGGUCUUUGAUGUCAGGAGGCCAGAAACAAAGGAUUGCAAUUGCCCGAGCUUUAAUUAAAGACCCGCCGAUAUUACUACUUGACGAAGCCACUUCUGCUUUAGACACAGAAUCUGAGCGUUUAGUCCAGGAAGCUUUAGAUGCAGCAUCAUCUAAUCGAACGACUAUAGUGAUAGCUCACCGUCUUUCCACUAUAAAAAAUGCCGACAAAAUAGUGGUCAUGUCUAAAGGAGAGAUUCUUGAAGUCGGUCGUCACGAAGAAUUAAUUUCCAAGCGCGGAGUAUAUUUUGGAUUAGUACAAGCCCAGGAAUUAAAGGUUUCCACAAAGGCAUCGACCACGAAAUCAAUUAAGAGUAUUGAGGAGAUUAUAGAGGAAGAAUCCAAGGAAAAGGUGAAACAAUCAGCGCCGUUUGGUCGGGUCUUUAAAUUACAAAGGCCUGAAUAUUUAAUGAUGUUUUUUGGAGCUAUUAAUGCAGCUGUAAACGGAGCAAUUAUGCCUCUUUUUUCAAUUAUCUUUGCCACUUUACUGGAUGUAUUCUCAAAAACCGAUAGGCCUCAUGAACUUCGUCACGAUGCAAACUUCUGGGCCUUAAUGUUUGUGCUAUUAGCCAUUGCUUCAUUUAUCGCCAACUUUUUUCAAAAUUUCUCCUUCAUCCUUUCUGGUGAAAAGCUUACAAAACGUCUUCGUACAAUAACGUUUGAAAAACUUCUCAAACAAGACAUUGGAUAUUUUGAUGAUGAGAGAAAUAGUACAGGCGUAUUGACCUCUAAAUUGGCGAUAGAUGCUUCAAGA